UACUUCAAAGGUCAAGUCGAGUAGCGUCAACAAUUAACAUACAAUGAAACCAAUAGCUCUAGAGCUAAAGGAAAUGUUUCCAAGUAGUCUCUAAACUUAAAAGAUCUCUAAGUAGUUUACUUUGUUGAAAAUGUAUAUCUACAUAGUUUUAGUAUUUAUUUUUCUGAAUGUCGUUUGUGAUAUUAAUUAUCUGAUCAGAACACUCAUAUCUGUCUUGACUGGCCGGUUGUAUCAACGAAAAUAUUCUCUAGAUGAAACUACCACGAUCUAUGGCAUUUGUACAUUUCAAGAUUGCGACAUAAGCUUCAAACAUAUAAGGAUAGCUAGACUACUUCGGGAUCUUGAUUUCGCGCGGUAUCACUUCUACGAGAGGACCGGUAUUUACCGCAGAAGCAGAGAGCUGGGGAUUAAGUCUUUGCAAGGCUGCACCCUUACUAUUACCGACGAUCCUGUGCCUUUAUUUGGUCUCUACAAAAUUGAUACGAAGCUGGUUUAUUGGGAUGACCGUUCUUUGUUCCUGGAACAUGAAGUGAUAACACUUCGAGAUGGUAAAAUUCGUUCCAAGUUAUUAUCUCGCCAGCACGCCAUAGGCAAGAACGGGGAAUCCACGGAAGCACUCCUUGCAAACCUGCCUGGAUCACAAGUCCAGCCUAUCUGCCCAGAAUACAUCAAGCAUUGGUUACAAAGCAUGCAAAUCACUAGCAAGAAAUUGAAAAAGGAUGUUCUCACGAACAAAUAAAGAUUUUAUUAAUU
Messenger RNA from Helicoverpa zea (corn earworm), 753 nucleotides. RefSeq names its product protein THEM6-like. The record is from RefSeq and is a predicted model, not a curated record. The transcript has 3 exons. Lineage: Eukaryota; Metazoa; Arthropoda; Insecta; Lepidoptera; Noctuidae. Bases 131 to 739 code for a protein of 202 amino acids.